Molecule: messenger RNA, 876 nt
Organism: Myotis lucifugus (little brown bat)
Lineage: Eukaryota; Metazoa; Chordata; Mammalia; Chiroptera; Vespertilionidae
Gene: CISD2
Product: CDGSH iron sulfur domain 2
Exons: 3
Coding region: 75-482 (135 amino acids)
Biological process (GO): autophagy of mitochondrion; regulation of autophagy
Cellular component (GO): mitochondrial outer membrane; intracellular membrane-bounded organelle
Molecular function (GO): 2 iron, 2 sulfur cluster binding
Source: RefSeq, a predicted model, not a curated record
CCGCCCGCCUCUGCUGUUGGCGCAGGCGCCGCUGCGGCUCGGUGCUUGGGGACGAGCGGACGCCGCCGGCGAGGAUGGUGCUGGAGAGCGUGGCCCGCAUCGUGAAGGUGCAGCUCCCCGCGUACCUGAAGCGGCUCCCAGUCCCCGAGAGCAUCAGCGGGUUCGCCCGGCUCACAGUUUCAGAAUGGCUUCGGUUAUUGCCUUUCCUUGGUGUCCUUGCACUACUUGGCUACCUUGCAGUUCGUCCAUUCCUCCCAAAGAAAAAACAACAGAAGGAUAGCUUGAUUAAUCUUAAAAUACAAAAGGAAAAUCCCAAAGUGGUGAAUGAAAUAAACAUUGAAGAUUUGUGUCUUACUAAAGCAGCUUAUUGUAGAUGUUGGCGUUCUAAGACGUUUCCUGCCUGUGAUGGUUCACAUAAUAAACACAAUGAAUUAACAGGAGAUAAUGUGGGCCCACUAAUACUGAAGAAGAAAGAAGUAUAAUAGUAAGGAAUUAGGAUUGAAUUGUGUGCUGUAAAAUCUUAUGAUAUCUUUUCAUUUUUUGUGUAUAGAUCUUUCAAAUGGUGGUCUUAAUUACUACUACUUGUGGAGUAAUUAUUUCUGCCAAUUUAUUUUCUUGCUACACUACUGUUUAUAUUUGAUACUUCAUAUAUUCAAUCAUAUAGAAAUUAAAUUGUGCAAUCCUUUUAUUCUGACUUCAAAGAAUUAAUGUAUUUUCCUCCAAUAAACCAACACUUCUGAUUUUAAUUAAUUGAGGAAAUAUCUAAGUCUGGGGCAAUAGGUCCCAAACUAUUUGUUUGAAAAAUCAAUAUUUUCAAUAGAUUAUAUAAUUUACAAUUUUCUCCCUACUCUAUUAAACAUAUUAUCUUUCAGUUUG